This is a messenger RNA of Geodia barretti, 461 nucleotides long. Lineage: Eukaryota; Metazoa; Porifera; Demospongiae; Tetractinellida; Geodiidae. The record is from the annotation of a GenBank genome assembly.
GCAGGUUACUUUAGUUUGUGGGAUCCCUGUGUAGUUGCUUAACUGGUUUCCUUGUGUGUGUGUGUGUGUGUGUGUGUUGGGGGAGGGGAGGGAGGUGUGGAUGGGUGUGUGUACGAGUCUUACUUUGCGUCCAAGGCCAGAGCAAUAGCACCAGAUGCCUGAGGAGCUGCAGCACUGGUACCAUCAAAGGAUUUGGAGCAUAAUUGACAAACGUGGAGGCCAUCUUGGCGGAGCACCUCUCAUCAUAGUCGAUGCUCUGAAUAUAGCCGUCUGCAGCACAGGUGUCAUCGUUUCUUCCUCCAUUUCCUGACGCGAACACAAAUAUGGACCCCUUCCCAUGUCGACCCUGUAUUGAUAACACCAACAUUCUGUAGAUAUUACACAAUAUCCAGUUAUAUGUCUUGGACACAUAUAUUUUGCUACUAUAAUUAUACUCUCACAAACACCAUAACUAUCACACC